Messenger RNA from Alexandromys fortis (reed vole), 234 nucleotides. Its product is annotated as ubiquitin-conjugating enzyme E2 variant 1-like. The annotation marks the transcript as partial. Gene Ontology annotation, cellular component: nucleus. NCBI's taxonomy places the organism in Eukaryota, Metazoa, Chordata, Mammalia, Rodentia, Cricetidae. The record is from RefSeq and is a predicted model, not a curated record. Gene Ontology annotation, biological process: protein K63-linked ubiquitination; DNA damage tolerance. The transcript is spliced from 2 exons.
UAUGAAAACCGAAUAUACAGCCUUAAAAUAGAAUGUGGGCCUAAAUACCCAGAAGCACCCCCAUCUGUAAGAUUUGUAACAAAAGUCAAUAUGAGCGGCGUGAGUAGUUCAAAUGGCGUGGUGGACCCAAGGGCCACAGCAGUGCUGGCAAAGUGGCAGAAUUCCCACAGCAUCAAAGUCAUCCUGCAGGAGCUUCGACGCUUGAUGAUGUCAAAAGAGAACAUGAAGCUGCCA